This is a messenger RNA of Callorhinchus milii (elephant shark), 957 nucleotides long. RefSeq names its product N-acetyllactosaminide beta-1,3-N-acetylglucosaminyltransferase 2-like. Gene Ontology annotation, molecular function: hexosyltransferase activity. The transcript is spliced from 2 exons. The annotation marks the transcript as partial. The record is from RefSeq and is a predicted model, not a curated record. Gene Ontology annotation, cellular component: membrane. NCBI's taxonomy places the organism in Eukaryota, Metazoa, Chordata, Chondrichthyes, Chimaeriformes, Callorhinchidae.
AACGUGGUCGGCUUCUGCUCGUUCCCGCAGCAGAUGAGGGACUUCCUGCUUUACCGGAGGUGCCGGGCUUUCCCGGUCCUCAUGGAACCCUCCGAAUCUUGCCGGCACCGUCCCUCCCUCCUCCUGGUCAUCAAGUCCCGGCCCCCGCACUUCGAGAACCGCCAGGCCAUCCGCCAGUCCUGGGGGGGGCUGCGAAAAACGGGGGACGUGACGUUGGGGCGGGUGUUUCUCCUGGGGGAGCAAGGCAAGGCCGACCACUACCCCGACUUGUCUCGGCUCCUGGCGGUGGAGCAAAGGGAGUUCGGGGACCUGUUGCAGUGGGGCUUCCGAGACACGUUCUUCAACCUGACCCUCAAGGAGAUACUGUUCCAGCGCUGGCUGGCGGAGCGCUGCCCCGGCCCUCGCUACAUCUUCAAGGGGGACGACGACGUCUUCGUCAACACCGACCGGAUGCUCGACUACGUGCUGGGCUUGGGCCGGAGGCAGAGGAGGAACCUGUUCGUCGGGGACACCAUCUUGGACGCCCUGCCCUCCCGUGACCUCCGGCAGAAGUACUACAUCCCUCGGGCGUUCUACGCCGGGAGCUACCCGCCUUACGCCGGGGGUGCCGGGGUUCUGUUCUCCGCGGACCUGGCGAGGAGGCUCCUCUGGGUCUCGGCUCAGGUCCCCCUCUUCCCCAUCGACGACGUCUACGUGGGGAUGUGCCUCUCCCGCCUGGGGGUCGCCCCCCAAAGGCACGAGGGCUUCCGGAGUUUCGGGAUUGCCGAGCGCAACAAGUGGGACGUGUGCACUUACCGGCAGCUGCUUGUGGUUCACAGACGCACCCCCCACGAGAUGAUCCGCCUCUGGAUCUCCAUCCGUCAACACAACCGUACCUGCCCCCCGCCGAAGGCACAAAGGAACACGAGAAUAGGAUGAGGCCAUUCAGCCCCUCGAGCCUGUUCCAUCACUCUACUA